ACACCACCACGUGGUCAGUGCCUUUCCUAGUGAUCGCUAAGGUACGUAGCUGCAAUCACUUGACCAUUCCUAUCCAGCAUGGCAGCAGCUCCGAUGAUGGGCGGCCAGCCAACAAAUCAAGGAUACGGUGCAACAAGCGCGGUCGACACGCCCACCUUCCAAGGCGACAUUCCAGGAGAAGAUGUGGCAGAAAACCCGAACGCACAGCCAUCGCAACCCACCGCGCCGUCUCUCGACCAGUUGCAAGCAGUUUCAGGCUACGAGGCUGUCAGUUUCAACGAAGGAUCCGCCAUCCCCCCACCCUCCUAUGCAGAGGCUGUAACACCACAAGCGGCACCAACUAUGAACACCGCCGUUCCACGGGUCACUGAAGAGCAAGCAAGAGCCGCUCUGCUUGAUCACGUGAGCCAGAACUGUUGCUAUGGUAAAAGUGCAGCUCAAGACCUCGUCUUCACGAGCAUCGAACCAUCCAGUGCAUUCCACUACACACUGGAAACAUUUGGUGAAAGCAGAAGUACAUCGUGGGCAAUGGAACCUUAUAUGGGCCAGCCUAUCGAUACGGCAAUGACUGGUCCUGCACCUGGACCGUGGGACAUCUCUGCUGAACCGAGAACUUUGUUCAAUAGUGAAAGUCGUCACGUUGAAGUGCCUCACACAGCAUCCAUCAAGCCAUGUCACAACUGCUUUGCCAGAGGUCACAUCCGCUGUCACCAUUGCCAUGGGAGAGGACGGGUGCGAUGUAACAGUUGCCAUGGAUCUGGUCACAAGAGGGUGCACCGAGACGGACAACAGCACCAAGAGCAUUGCAACUGGUGUCACGGACAUGGCCGAAAGAGGUGUUUUGUCUGUCAUGGACAUGGGCAAAUUGGUUGUCCCGUUUGCAGCCGUCAGGGUAACGUGAAGUGGUACAUACGUCUCACAAUCAAAUGGGAAAACCACAAGUCAGAUCAUGUCGUUGAGAGAACUUCCCUCCCUGGUCACCUCAUUGCAGGAGCGCAAGGUCAACUUGCAUUCCGAGACGAGCAGUUCAGGGUUGCUCCAGUCAACAACUUUCCAGAACCAGCAGUUAACCAAGCGUCUCAACAAUUAGUUGGACAACACACCGGAAACUACUUCAACUCGGAAAGAGUUCUCAAACAGCGUCACCAAGUCCGUAUCGUCCCUGUGGCAACUGCCCAUUACCAAUGGAAGAACAGUCUCUCUCAAUUCUGGGUGUUUGGAUUCGAAAACCGUGUCUACGCUCCCGACUACCCACAGAAAUGCUGCUGUGGCUGCACAAUCCUCUAACAAGGAAAGCCACUCAAACAAACUCCUUGCCUAAAGGGACAUCAUGAUGCUUGCUGUUUGCAUACAAACCACUUGCUGUUUAGUUAUUUUCCUACAUGUGUGCUACAGUAAUGUCUACAGUGACGUACUGAAAUCGAAGAGAAGUGGAAAGUCUUUCCACAGUUGCA
This is a messenger RNA of Corticium candelabrum, 1454 nucleotides long. Its product is annotated as protein SSUH2 homolog. The coding region runs from base 79 to 1287 and encodes 402 amino acids. The record is from RefSeq and is a predicted model, not a curated record. Lineage: Eukaryota; Metazoa; Porifera; Homoscleromorpha; Homosclerophorida; Plakinidae. The transcript has 11 exons.